This is a messenger RNA of Lampris incognitus (smalleye Pacific opah), 2904 nucleotides long. RefSeq names its product protocadherin 8 (gene pcdh8.1). Gene Ontology annotation, biological process: homophilic cell-cell adhesion. Gene Ontology annotation, cellular component: plasma membrane. Lineage: Eukaryota; Metazoa; Chordata; Actinopteri; Lampriformes; Lampridae. The record is from RefSeq and is a predicted model, not a curated record. Bases 1 to 2904 code for a protein of 967 amino acids. The transcript has 4 exons. Gene Ontology annotation, molecular function: calcium ion binding.
AUGACAUUUCGCAAGGUCGGACGCGCGGCGUGCGCGGCGCUCGCGCUCCUCGUCUGCGGCGCCGCGUGCACGACCACCAAAUAUUUCACCUACGAAGAGGACGCGCUCGCGACGGAGAUAGGCAACCUGUCCGAGGACCUCGAGAUCGACCCGGCCGAUGACCCCGAGACGUCGUUCCGCUUCAUGCAGGAGACGAACUCGUCCGUCGUCGCCAUGCGGGAGAUCGACGGGCUCCUGAGCGUCGGCGAGACGCUGGACCGGGAGCAGCUCUGCCCCGGCACCCCGCGCUGCUUCCUCGCCUUCGACGUCGUGGCCUUCUCCAAGGGGAGGUUUCACCUCGUGCACGUCGAGGUCGAAGUGAAGGACAUCAACGACCACGCGCCGCUGUUCGCGCGCAACGAGACCCACCUGGAGAUCCUGGAGAGCGUCCCGCUGGGCUCCAGGUUCCCCCUGGAAGUGGCCGUCGACCAGGACGUGGGUAGCAACUACAUCCAGAACUACAGCAUAUCCCCCUCCUCCGGACACUUCGCGGUGGACGCGCGCCGCGGGGAGGACGGGGUGAAGUACGCGGAGCUGGUGCUGGUCCAAGAGCUGGACAGGGAGGCGGAGGACUCCUACACCAUCGAGGUGACUGCCACCGACGGCGGGUCGCCGCCCAGGUCCGGCUCCAUGACCGUGAACGUCAAAGUGCUGGACUUCAACGACAACAGCCCCACCUUCGAGCACAGCGCCCUCAAGGUCGCCCUGAACGAGGACUGCCCCGUCGGCCACCGCGUGCUCCGCGUGCACGCCUUCGACCCGGACGACGGCGCGAACGGCGAGGUGGUGUACGCGCUCGCGGACGGGCCGCUGUCCGAGACGGCGCGGGUCUUCCGCGUCGACCCGCACACCGGCGACGUGACCCUGAAGGCGCCGGUGGACUUCGAGAAGCGGCGCUCGUACGAGCUGCACGUCCGAGCCGCCGACCUGGGCGUCCACUCCGCCCCGUCCACCUGCAAGGUGACGGUGGACGUCGUGGACGUGAACGACAACGCGCCCGAAAUCCGCGUCAAGCCCAUGACCUCCGGCAGCGACGGGGUGGCUCGCAUCACCGAAGCCGCGGCCACGGGCAGCUUCGUCGCCCUGAUCAGCACCGCGGACCGGGACUCCGGAUCCAACGGGUACGUGCGCAGCAGCCUGCACGGCCACGACCACUUCACGCUGCAGCAGGCCUACGGCGACACGUUCAUGAUCGUCACGACCGCCACCUUGGACAGGGAGAGAAUCCCCGAGUACAACCUCACCGUGGUGGCGGAGGACCUCGGGAGUCCGCCCUUCAAGACCGUCAGGCAGUACACCAUCCGCGUGACGGACGAGAACGACAACCCGCCUCUCUUCAGCAAGCCCGUCUACGAGGUGUCCGCCGUGGAGAACAACAUCCCCGGGUCGUACGUGACCACCGUGGUCGCGCGGGACCCGGAUGUGGGCAAGAAUGCCAAAGUGUCCUACAAGCUCCUAGAGUCAGAGGUGCCGGGGGGGGCGCCCGUGUCUACGUACGUGUCUGUGGACGCUCUCUCGGGGUCGCUGUACACGCUGAGAUCUUUCGACUACGAGACUCUUCGGCAGGUCGAGGUCACAAUCCAAGCGGAGGACAAAGGCUCCCCUCCCCAGUCGAGCACGUCCACCGUCAGGAUCAGAGUGGUCGAUCAGAACGACAACUACCCUUACUUCACCUUCCCCGUCCUUCGAAACGACUCGGCUGACGUCCCUCUGCCCUUCAACGCCCCCGCCGGGUAUCUCGCCCUCCGCGUCCGGGCCGAGGACGAGGACGAGGGCGUGAACGGCGAGCUCUCUUACCGCAUCGUGCAAGGUGACCCGACGCUCUUCACCAUCGACAGGGACACCGGGGACGUUGGCCUCAAGCAGUGGCUGACGGCGGACAUCGGGGACGUGUUGGAGACGAAAAUCGCCGUGAGUGACAACGGCAGGUCCCCCCUCUCCAGCUGCGCCACUGUCAGGUUUGUCGUCUCGGACACGCAGCCCUCCGAAGACCAGGCCGUGGUGGUGCUGAGGUCAAGCGAGGAGGAGGGCCCCGGCUGGGACGGCUCGCUCGUGGUCAUCAUCGUGCUCAGCGGGGGUUGCGCGUUGCUGCUGGCGGCGAUAGUCGUCGUGGUCGUCACCUGCAAGCUCGACCGAGGGGCGAGGGGCCGGGGCUCCAAGAGGGAGGCGUCUCGAGGCCUUUUCGACAGAGGGCCCGGCGGCGUGCUCGCCCCGGCAGAGCCCGGCAUGUACGGCGGCCGGCGGCGCUUCUUCCACGAGAGGGCCGCCCCGUCCCUGGAGGACUCCUGCCUCUACGAGGAGCGGAGCGGGGACUCGGAGACAAAGAUAUUCAUGCCCUCCAAGCACUUCCAGCCGGCAUCCGUGUGGCAAGGUGACAGAUACUGCUUGCAAGUGAGUGGCAUCGGGAACACUGACCAGCUGAGCGUGAAGGACAGCGGCAAGGGCGACAGUGACUUCAACGAUAGCGACUCUGACGCCAGCGGGGGGGGCGGGGGCAAAAAACACUUCAGCACGUUCCAGCCUGGGCCGGAGAGUUCCUGCAAAGCUGCCAACACCGUGCCUUCGGACUGGAAAGGAACUUACUGUGCAGCGCCAACCCAGAAGCUGAACGCGUACGCAGUGGGCUAUGCCCCCGCGCCCGUCUUCGACAAGCCCCGGGACUACCCGCCCGCUUGGAAAGACUCCGGCUACGGCACCAUUCUGUCCAAGUCCAGGAACGCCAUGCAGACCUUCUCUCGGGCCGGGACCCUCCCUCCUUACUUCCCCCACCAGCAGCGGGAGGCUGGUGCCGGAGCCGGUGAUAACCAGUCCGGGCCAAAUAUGGUCACCGUCGCGACGCCAUUAGAGGUUGCGACCAUCUUCUGA